GGGAGCGAGCGAGGCAGCGGCAGGCAGGCAGGAGGGCGAGCGAGCGAGGAGGCUGCUGCGGCAUUGACGGCGCCUCGCCUCUGCCUCCUCCCCUGGCCAGCAGCUCAGUGCCCCGCGCCACCUCCCACCGCAGCUGCGUCGCCGGGUCCAGGCGGGAUGGGACCCCUCCGGGAAAGCAGCAAGGAGCACAAAAUGCAGGACAAGGAGAUCUGCCGCAGCCGCAUUCCUCGCCUGGUCCUCCGGCCUCAUCUCCCCAGCAGCAGCUCCGCCACCAGAAAGUGUCCCCGGCGUCCGAGUCACCCUUCUCGGAGGAGGAAAGCAGAGAAUUCCACCCCCUCAGCUCUUCUGGAGGGUCUGCAAGGACCAUCAGCAGCAACAGUUUCUGCUCAGAUGACACAGGUUGCCCCAGCAGCCAGUCCGUCUCUCCAGUUAAGACUCCUCCUGAUGCUGGAAACAGUCCAGUUGGUUUUUGUACAGGCAAUGAUGGAGGAGACUACACAAGGAAGAAAUUUAAUUCGGGAACAAUGGGGGAUGGAACUCAACAGCCGGCUCGAUAUAAGAAGGAAACAAAGACAAGCUUCAUAAAGCCAGGAAGCGAAGCUGAUUUUAGCUCCUCAAGCAGUACAGGCAGCAUCUCAGCUCCUGAAGUCCACAUGUCUGCUGCUGGAAGCAAGAGGUCAUCCUUUUCUCGCAACCGGGGUCCCCACGGACGGAAUAACGGAGCCGUGUCCUACAAGUCUGGAUCUAGCCCUCCUACCACGUCCCGUGAAAAGGACUUCCUGUCAAUGCUGUGCAAAAAUCAGUUGAGUCCCAUUAGCACCCACCCGAAUUAUGAGGCUUCUUCGGCCAGCAGCAGCAAUUCAGGCUCAUACAAGGGAAGUGAUAACAGCCCCAUUUUGAGGCGGCCGGCAAGAUACACCUCUUGUGGAGAGAACCACGGCAUCAAACCACCUAGCCCAGAGCAGUAUCUGACUCCUCUGCAGCAAAAGGAAGUUACAGUGAGGCACCUGAAAACAAAACUGAAGGAAUCUGAGAGCAGACUGCAAGAAAGAGAAACAGAAAUCAAGGAACUCAAAUCUCAACUUGCCCGCAUGAGGGAAGACUGGAUUGAAGAAGAGUGUCAUCGGGUGGAAGCCCAGCUUGCCUUGAAGGAAGCAAGGAAGGAGAUCAAACAACUCAAGCAGGUUAUUGAAACCAUGAAGAACAGCUUGGCUGAGAAAGACAAAGGGAUUCAGAAGUAUUUUGUGGACAUCAACAUCCAGAACAAGAAGCUGGAGACCUUGCUCCAGAGCAUGGAAAUGGCACAGAACGGCUCUUGUCACGAGGAUCGCAGCCUAGAUUAUGUGUGUGGGACACCUGAUAAGUCUUUGACUCCGAGUGCGGCCUACUCCAAAAUGGCAGACAGCAUGCUCAUGGAAGACCACUCUGUGGAGGAUAUGGCAGAUAGCGGUGUAUUGCUUAGUGACGACGUGGCCAAUGGGAACGAUGUAUUUGAAGAGACAGCGAUGGACGCCACACUCGAACUCUUUACACCUUCCCCCUUAAACCAUUUGGAUCUCGUUAAAAACCUCACAAACGCCAAAGAAGAAGAUGACAGCCACAGCCAUAGUUUGGCGAUGGAGCAGGCAGUUCAGGCUGAUGUGUUGCUGUACAGCUCAAGCAUGGAGCAGCUGAUUCAGAACAUAUUCAAGGCGCACGAGGGACGCCCCAUCAGCCCUUCUUCAGCUUCGAAAGAAUCCGACGGAUCUGGUCUCGAAAGCAUCACAGACUUGCUCGUGGACUUGACUCCAUGCGAUCCGAAUUCCGCUAUCCUUUUAUCCCCGCUGGAGUUGACACACGAUGCUGUGGAUUCUAGGUAUUACGAAAACAGAGUCAUGAAGGAACUGGACUUCACAGACUGUCACGCUGAAGGCUUUGGGAAUGUCACGAAGUUGUCCGAGAGGAGCGUUGUGAAAAGAUACUGGAGCAGCAGCUUCUUUGUCGAUGCUUUGGCUGUAGCCGCUCCCAUCCUGCCAACGGUAAUGUGGAUGUUCAGUACCCAGCGAGGAGGGACUAACCCUGUCUACAAUUUCGGAGCAUUGCUUCGAGGAUGCUGCUUGGUUGCCUUGAAUUCUCUCCGCCACGUACCCGUCAGCGUCCGACCCUAGAGGGAAUUCUCCUGUACAGUUGUGCCAAGAGGCUGAGUUCUGGUGGGUGUGGUUCUGGUUGCGUGAAUAUAAUGUUGGGUUCUGUCCGUCCUGCUCCUAAAUGUUUGAUUUGCACUAUAUUUAGUUCAGAACAUGUUCAUUGUUUGAAACUGAAGAAGAAGGAGGAGGUGGCACGGAGAUUUUCUGCCGCUAAAUGUAAACGCAAGUGCAUUUUAAUUUUUUAAAAGAAGCAUGCUAAGCACUUCUCGUUCUGUCGUCGGAUGUGUGGAUUGUGAUACCAAAUUGUUUUCAGAUGGGAGGGGAAAGUACACUCUUACAAAGGCAGCUUACAUAAGCCUCGCAUGUAUUGUCUGUCUGUGCUUCUUCGUGGUGCUUUAAUUAUGUAAUCGCCCCCUGCAUUCCACUGAUCCUGUGUACAAGGGGACCGUAAACCAAAAAUUAAAAAGAGAGGGGGAAAUGUUAUUGCAGAUGGGUAGGUGGGUGGGGAGUCUUGAAUCUUGUUAUUAACCACGUUUAUAAAUAUGAUUGUGAAUAUAUUUUAUGAAGUCUGUUCAAAGUCUUAAAUGAAGUCUUACUCGGAACGUACUGUUGUCACACAAGUGUAUGAAGGAAUAUUUUAAAUGUAUGUGUACUAACUUAUUUUUUUUCUUGUUAAAUAAUCUUUUAAGGAAAAAGAAGAAGAAUGCUUUAUAAUUACAAGCUAUAAGUAAAGCAUGUUGAAACUGAA
This is a messenger RNA of Podarcis muralis (Common wall lizard), 2874 nucleotides long. It is a transcript of the gene SYBU, whose product is annotated as syntabulin. NCBI's taxonomy places the organism in Eukaryota, Metazoa, Chordata, Lepidosauria, Squamata, Lacertidae. Gene Ontology annotation, cellular component: cytoplasmic microtubule. Gene Ontology annotation, biological process: synapse maturation; axonal transport of mitochondrion. The record is from RefSeq and is a predicted model, not a curated record.